AUGUACACCGCCUCCUCAGUCUUCCUCCAGACACUAGCCGAUGUCGGCAUCACGCACGCAUUCGUAAACUGGGGCUCAGACCACCCCGGCAUCCUUGAAGAUCUCGAGCGCCAGCGUGUCGAGAACGGCCGGACAGCGCUCAAGAUCGUCACAUGCCCGAACGAGAUGGUAGCGCUCAGCGCGGCACAGGGCUACGCACAGGUCUGUGGUAAACCUGCUGCAGUCAUCGUGCAUGUCGACGUCGGCACUCAGGCGAUGGCAGGGGCGAUUCACAAUGUGGACAGGGGCCAGACCCCUGUCUUGAUCUACGCGGGCGCGUCGCCGUUUAGCAUGCAUCGCGAACACGAAGGCGCGAGAAACGAGUUCAUUAUGUGGAUGCAAGAUAUCCCGGACCAGGCUGCAAUCGUGCGCCAGUACAUGCGGAAUACGACACAACUACACAGCGGCAAAGAUAUGCCUUCGGUGAUUCGAAGAUCUUUACAGAUCGCGACAAGCGAGCCGAAAGGACCUGUUUACCUUUGGGCGCGCCGGGAAGUAAUGGAAGCCCACAUCAAUCCUGAUGAGAUACGUGCAGCACUCGAUGCGAAGGUUUGGCCUGCAGUUAGCCCCGCUGCGCUAUCCCCCUCCGCCGUAUCCACGAUAUCCUCUGCCCUUCUUUCGGCCAAGACACCUCUGAUAAUAACAUCAUAUCUCGGUCGCAACAAGAAUGCCGUUCCAGUCCUUAUGGAGCUGUCCCUCCUGCUCGCCAUCCCAGUCGCCCUUUCCUGCCCGUCGGCCGUCAAUAUCCCCUCCUCCUUCCCCAACACCUCUGUCGUCACGUACCUCUGGAAGGGCACCCACCACCCAGGCCUCGAGACCGCCGACGUCAUACUCGUCAUACACAGCGAUACCCCUUGGAUACCCGAAAACACAGCACCCAAUGCGGAUGCGAGGAUUUUCGUGAUCGACGGCGGGGACGUGCUGAAGAAGACGUUUGGGUACAACCACUCGACGAAUGUGGAGAUGGUGUGCAGCGCCGAUGCGGAAGUGGCUCUGAAGCAGAUUGUAGGUGGGGUGAAGGACGUUGACGAGAAGGCGCACGAAGCCGGCCUGACCAGGACUCUUGGCGGCGAGCUCAUCCAACAGCGCGCUGCAAGCCUUGCAGCCGACCAUUCGCGAAGGGUGCGCGAGCUAGAUAUAGAAGAGGAUACCUGGCCCGCCGCGAGCGCCGACGGCUCUCCGACUCUCCGCGCCCCAAACGUCAUCGGCGUCCUCCGCAAAGCAAUCCAGGAAGCAACGCCGAGUCGAGGAGCGAAUGUGCUCAUCCUAAACGAGGGGAUCAGCAAUUACCAUAUCGUCUGGGACCACAUGCGCAGCGACGCGCCGGGGAGCCAUCUUACCUCUGGCGGCUCGUCGCUGGGCUGGUCUCUCGGCGCGGCGAUUGGGGCCAUGCUCGCGGAGGAAGCCCACCCCGAAGCGGCGCAUGACCUGGUCGCGGUCAUCGUCGGCGACGGCUCGUUUCUGUUCUGCGUGCCCAGUUCUACGUACUGGAUGGCGCAGAGGCAAAAGACGCCAUAUCUGACCAUUGUCCUAAAUAACGGCGGUUGGAAGUCUCCCAAAAUCUCUAUGCUUGGUGUUCACCCAUCAGGCCAUGGAAGUGCCGCUAGCGGUGACAGGCUUAGCGUCGGAUUCGGUCCAGUGUGUCCCGACUACUCCCAAGUUGCCGUCGCGGCCUCCGGAGGCUGGGCGUGGGGCAGGAGAGUGGGCUUAGGCGAAGAUGGUACCAAGGAGAAGAUUGAAAAUGUCUUUAGGGAAGCACUGAAAGUUGUGUUGCAAGAGAAGAGAUGCGCGAUUAUUGAUUGCGUGAUCGAAGCGAUUUAA
Molecule: messenger RNA, 1860 nt
Organism: Pleurotus ostreatus (oyster mushroom)
Lineage: Eukaryota; Fungi; Basidiomycota; Agaricomycetes; Agaricales; Pleurotaceae
Exons: 7
Coding region: 1-1860 (619 amino acids)
Biological process (GO): L-valine biosynthetic process
Cellular component (GO): mitochondrion; acetolactate synthase complex
Molecular function (GO): acetolactate synthase activity; flavin adenine dinucleotide binding; thiamine pyrophosphate binding
Source: RefSeq, a predicted model, not a curated record